AAGCCGGAAGUUAUGGAGGAAGAGCUUAGUCGGAACCAAUUGCGUGGCGCCUGAGGGUGUCGGCGCGGUCCGUGGGGGCGCUGAAGAGAGCGGUUACCGCCAUGAUAGAACAGCAGAAGCGUAAAGGUCCGGAGUUGCCGCUGGUCCCAGUUAAGCGGCAGCGGCAUGAGUUGCUAUUGGGAGCGGCGGGGUCGGGCCCGGGAGCGGGGCAGCAGCAGGCGACGCCGGGAGCUCUGCUGCAAGCGGGACCUCCAAGGUGUUCCUCCCUUCAAGCCCCAAUCAUGCUGCUCUCAGGACAUGAAGGGGAAGUAUACUGCUGCAAGUUUCACCCCAAUGGAUCCACCUUAGCAUCUGCAGGAUUUGACCGACUGAUACUAUUGUGGAAUGUCUAUGGUGACUGUGAUAACUAUGCCACAUUGAAGGGACACAGUGGAGCAGUGAUGGAACUGCAUUAUAACACAGACGGCAGUAUGCUCUUCUCAGCAUCCACCGAUAAAACUGUGGCAGUGUGGGAUAGUGAAACAGGCGAGAGAGUUAAAAGGCUAAAGGGGCAUACUUCCUUCGUGAAUUCCUGUUAUCCAGCUAGGAGGGGCCCCCAGCUUGUCUGCACUGGCAGUGAUGAUGGUACAGUUAAGGUGAGUAUUCUCUGUCUGUGUUGUAGUGGCUCCUCAGUAAAACCAGGCCACAGUGAUUACUCCAAAGGCAAAGGGUUGGACCUGCUGACCACUUGA
Molecule: messenger RNA, 731 nt
Organism: Microcebus murinus (gray mouse lemur)
Lineage: Eukaryota; Metazoa; Chordata; Mammalia; Primates; Cheirogaleidae
Source: RefSeq, a predicted model, not a curated record